AUGGCUUCGGCGGUCGAAACGAUCAUUGAAGUUGCGACCGCAGCCAACGCCUCGGAUACGCAUCAAAACAGCCGCGCGGAUCGUCGGAUGGACAUCACCAAUGGCAGCGGCGACAGUCAACGCGAAACCGAUAGCUGGCUAGCCACGGCAGCAGGAACUCAUCAGGGAAGACUCACUAACAAACCAUCCGGAGCGGUCAUCGCCCUUAUCAUGGUGCCACUCUGUUUGUCUGUUUUUCUCUCCUCAUUGGACUUGACUAUGGUCACUCCAGCGAUACCUUCCAUCGCUGCCGACUUCCAAUCAUCAUCGGGCUACAUCUGGGUUGGCGGAGCGUUCAUCUUGGGGAGCACAGCCGUGACCCCAGUCUGGGGCUCCGUGGCCGACAUUUGGGGACGCAAGCCUAUUAUGCUUAUUGCCCAGGCCUUUUUCUUCGUCGGCAGUCUGUUGUGCGCGCUUGCCCCCAACAUGGAUGCGUUCAUUGCUGGCCGCGGUGUUCAGGGAAUCGGGGCAAGCGGCAUGGGCAUAUUGGUCAACACAAUAAUCUGCGAUACCUUUUCGAUGCGAGACCGUGGCCUCUACCUCGCUAUCACGUCGAUUAUGUGGGCUGUAGGGACAGCGGUGGGGCCAAUUCUCGGUGGCGUUUUCACCACCAGGGUACACUGGAGGUGGUGUUUCUGGAUGAAUUUACCCAUCGGGGCCGUAGUAUUUGUUGUUCAGCUACUCUUCCUCAGAAUCCCCAUGCCUAGAACCCCUGUUCUGGCUGGCUUAAAGGCCAUCGACUGGACUGGCAGCCUGCUCAUAAUUGGGUCUGCUUUAAUGGUCCUUCUCGGUCUAGAGUUCGGAGGUGUCACAUUCCCAUGGUCAUCAGCGGCUGUUAUCUGUCUUAUCACCUUUGGCACCGUUGUGUUGGGCAUGUUCCUGGUCAACGAAUGGAAGCUAGCAACAAAUCCUGUGGUUCCAUUACGCUUGUUUUCAAAUGGCUCGACAGUGGCGGCUUAUCUGGUCUACGUUUGCAACUUCUCCGUUCUAAUCGGUCUAUCUUAUUAUCUUCCCCUCUACUCGCAGUCGGUGCUGGGGUCCAACGCCUUGAUAUCCGGGCUUCAUCUCCUUCCUCUCAUCGUAUCUAGCUCACUUGCAGCCGCUUGCACCGGGGUGUUCAUCCAGAAGACGGGCAUAUAUCUUCCGAUCAUGUACGUAGCCCAGGUCUUGCUCACCCUCGGAGCUGGACUGUUCCUCAACCUCGCCUUCGAGAAGAAGAUCACCAGACUUGUCGUUUAUCAGAUUAUCACAGGAGUUGGCAUCGGUUUAAACAUGGAGCCGCCGCUUCUUGUAGCGCAGGCGACUGCGACAGCGCUGGACACGGCUGCUGUUAUCUCGACCAUGAGUUUCCUUCGAUCGAUCUGCACGGCCAUCAUUGUCGUCGUCGGCGGCGUCGUUUUCCAAGGCCAGAUGGUGGCGAACAACGGCGGGCUAGCUGCGCAGAUCGGCCAAGAUCUCGCCGCUCAUUUCAAUGGGGAACACGCCACUGCUAGUGUUGAAAUGAUUGGAUCUUUGCCGGCUGAUGUGCAGGAAAUUAUCAGACGCACAUAUUUCCAGGCACUACGUGCAAUAUGGAUAAUGUGCGUGGCUGUUGCCGGCAUGUCGCUGAUCUCAAACAUUUUUGUUCGUGCUCAUCAUCUAAGCUCCGAGACUAAAGGGGCUGUUCUUGGGCUUGAGAGGGCACGAGAGGAAGGAAAUACCCGGCGGCAACGACAGCUUAGCACCUCGUCACAGACUCAUUCCAUCGAGCUCACGCAAGUGCGAGAAGAGAGCCUCCGGUUGCGCCAAUAG
Diaporthe amygdali is the source of this 1830-nucleotide messenger RNA. RefSeq lists its product as uncharacterized. Bases 1 to 1830 code for a protein of 609 amino acids. The transcript has 3 exons. Lineage: Eukaryota; Fungi; Ascomycota; Sordariomycetes; Diaporthales; Diaporthaceae. Gene Ontology annotation, biological process: transmembrane transport. The record is from RefSeq and is a predicted model, not a curated record. Gene Ontology annotation, molecular function: transmembrane transporter activity.